AUGGGGGAGGGGGCCGGCGGUCCCCGGAGCGGGCGGGGGAGAGGAGGGGGGCGAGGGGAGAGAAGCAGCAGAGUCACUUCACCGACCAGACGCCGCGGCCACCGCCGACGCCGCCGCCAUUUUAAUAGAGCGUUCGGGCUGCGCUCGGCUCUUUCCGCUCGGGCGAAGGACCUGACGAGAAGCGCCUCGCGCUCUCAUUCCUCCGCCUCCCGCCCUCUCUUCGCCUCCCGCCCUCCCACCUCUCCCUCCGCACACACGCCGCACGCCCCACACCCCGCCGCGGCCGGCUCGCCGCCCUCCCUUUCCUCUUCCGUCCGGCCUCCCCGCCCUCGGUCCACCCCCUCCACGCGCUCGCCCACCCCGCCCAGCCCGGAUCUCUGUCAGCGGCCGGAAGGGAAACACGAAGCCAGCGCGGCCGCGGGGGGAGUCCGGGUGAUCCUCGGGAGCUGUAGAGCUAUUGUGCCAUCAUCUUCCCUUCUGCGCUAUAAAACUUGGGUUUCUGCAGACUUGACUGGAUCCUGUAGCAGACAUUGUCCAUCCAACAUCCGCUCCCGCCCGCCCCUCUUCUUCCUUGCCAAAUCCAAGUUUGUCUUUUUUCAGGUGGCAGCUGAGAGACCUUCCUCUCAGGAAGGAAAGCCCCAAGAAAUAUUUAUGAUUGCUUUAAAACCAAUCAUGGCGGGCCGGCCCCGUGGCUUCGCGGUUAAGUGGGCGCCCUCCGCCGCUGGCUGGCCCGGGUUUGGAGCCUGGGCGCGCGCGCUGAGGCCGCGUCCCAUGUUUUUACACAUUGGGGCAAUGCCUUAUAGUAAUGAAUUUGGAAACAUGGAAGUUGAAGAUUUAGAAAUUGAUGCCCUUAAAGCUUUCCAUGUUUGUGGUCCUUUGGAAAGUGUUCACAUAACCCAGUAUGUGUACCCUAGUCUGAAAACCACUGCUCUGAAAUAUCUGCAUUGCUGCCUAAUUGAGGCAUAA
Diceros bicornis minor is the source of this 966-nucleotide messenger RNA. RefSeq lists its product as uncharacterized. The transcript has 4 exons. The record is from RefSeq and is a predicted model, not a curated record. NCBI's taxonomy places the organism in Eukaryota, Metazoa, Chordata, Mammalia, Perissodactyla, Rhinocerotidae. Bases 1 to 966 code for a protein of 321 amino acids.